CCUUCCACGAUCAUUGCAUGAACUCCCCUCUGCUCUAUAAAAUGGCGCGGCACACUCGCCAUCUCCCACCGAACAAGCGAGUAAGAUAAGAACCGCUUAGCUGCAAUUCGUAGCACAUCGGCUUCCAAGUUCCAACGAUCUCGUAGACACUCUCUCGUUUCAAUUCUCGAGCGACUUUUAAUCUUUCAAAGUGCAAUGGCUGCUGCGAAUGCCCCCUUCGCUCUCAGUCGCCUCUCCCCGGCCGCGCGCCUGCCGAUCCGUGCCUGGAGAGCCGCGAGGCCGGCCCCGGUCUGGACCGGGAGAACCCGCCCGCUCUCCGUGGCCUCCGCGGCGCAAGAGAAUAGGGACAACUCCGUCGACGUCCAAGUCAGCCAGGCCCAGAACGGCGGCAACCAGCAGGGCAACGCUGUCCAGCGCCGGCCGCGCCGCGCCGGAUUUGACAUCUCCCCGUUCGGGCUAGUGGACCCGAUGUCGCCGAUGAGGACGAUGCGGCAGAUGCUGGACACGAUGGACCGGCUGUUCGAUGACGCCGUAGGGUUCCCCACGGCGCGGCGCUCGCCGGCGGCGGCUAGCGAGAUGCCGCGGAUGCCGUGGGACAUCAUGGAGGACGACAAGGAGGUGAAGAUGCGGUUCGACAUGCCCGGGCUGUCGCGGAAGGAGGUGAAGGUGAUGGUGGAGGGCGACGCGCUCGUCAUCCGCGGCGAGCACAAGAAGGAGGCCGGCGAAGGGCAGGUCGAAGGCGGCGACGGGUGGUGGAAGGAGCGCAGCGUGAGCUCCUACGACAUGCGCCUGGCUCUGCCAGACGAGUGCGACAAGAGCCAGGUGCGCGCCGAGCUCAAGAACGGCGUGCUGCUCGUGUCCGUGCCCAAGAGGGAGACCGAGCGCAAGGUCAUCGACGUGCAGGUCCAGUGAUGAGUGUGUGUGAGACUCUACCCAGUACCCUGCAUCUGAGGCUUUAAGAUUUCAGCUGUCCGAGGUGUGACCGUGCGAGUGCGUGCUCUUUGUAGGCGUAGUGUGCCGUUCUUCUCCGAUCCUCUCUGCGCGCACGUUGCGCAGAACAUGUCGUGCUGUAUGUAAAUGUACUUGGCAAAUCUAUGAAUAAAUGUUCGGCUGCUUGAUCAGCUGGAUACACUUCGAUUAA
Molecule: messenger RNA, 1141 nt
Organism: Aegilops tauschii subsp. strangulata
Lineage: Eukaryota; Viridiplantae; Streptophyta; Magnoliopsida; Poales; Poaceae
Product: small heat shock protein, chloroplastic
Biological process (GO): response to heat
Source: RefSeq, a predicted model, not a curated record